UUCCUCCCACUUCCGCACCGCUCCUUCAGCCGCUGUCAGAAAAGGGACACAGCAGCUAUCAAGCGUAAUGCUAUCGCGGUCCAGAUGUGCAUACCGGACGCUUGGUCGUUCUCUGUCUGCAGUGAGUCAGGCCAAUAAUGUGCUGGUCCGAAAAAGUGCAUCAGGCCUUCCUACCUGCAGCCAGCUAGUUUACAGGAAUUCUCCGCUAUGUGAAUUUUCAUCAUCACCGAAUGUCCUCCACGUCAGAUACUUCAAGACAUCUGCUGUUCACAGGGAUGAGGUAGUCACAGUGAAAACUCCUGCAUUCGCAGAGUCUGUUUCAGAGGGGGAUGUGAGGUGGGAGAAAGCUGUGGGUGACUCGGUGACAGAGGAUGAGGUGGUGUGUGAAAUUGAGACUGACAAGACCUCAGUACAAGUCCCCGCACCAGCAUCUGGUGUCAUUGAGGAGCUGCUGGUUCCUGAUGGAGGGAAGGUAGAAGGAGGGACGCCACUCUUCAAACUCCGAAAAGGAGCUGUUGCUGCCAAAGCUGCCCCCUCCCCAGCUGCAGAGGCACCAGCUGCAGCCCCUCCUCCUCCACCACCACCAGCGUCAGCCCCCGCUGCCAUGCCUCCAGUGCCACCACCGGCUGCCCCAGCCAGACCCGUUUCUGCUGUCAAGCCAACCGCUGCACCUCCUGCACCAGCUCCUCCAACAGCAGGAGCCAGAGGAGAAAACAGGGUGAAGAUGAACCGCAUGAGGCUGAGGAUCGCCCAGAGGCUAAAGGAGGCUCAGAACACCUGCGCCAUGUUGACCACCUUCAACGAGGUGGACAUGAGCAACAUUCAGCAGAUGAGGACGGUCCAUAAGGAUGCUUUCCUAAAGAAGCACGGCAUCAAACUGGGUUUCAUGUCUGUGUUUGUGAAAGCUGCAGCACACGCUCUGACUGACCAACCUGCUGUUAAUGCUGUCAUCGAUGAUACAACCAAAGAGAUCGUCUACAGGGAUUACGUAGACAUCAGCGUCGCUGUGGCAACUCCAAAGGGGCUUGUUGUACCAGUGAUCCGUAAUGUGGAAACAUUGAACUUCACUGGCAUUGAGAAAGCCAUCAAUGCAAUGGGAGAAAAGGCUCGUAAUAAUGAGCUUGCUGUGGAAGAUAUGGAUGGAGGCACCUUCACCAUUAGUAAUGGUGGUGUGUUCGGCUCCAUGUUCGGCACGCCCAUUAUCAACCCCCCACAAUCUGCCAUCCUGGGCAUGCACGGCAUCUUUGACCGACCUGUAGCUAUCGAUGGCAAGGUGGAGGUCAGGCCCAUGAUGUACGUGGCACUGACAUAUGACCACCGACUCGUCGACGGCAGAGAGGCGGUCACUUUCUUACGCAAGAUCAAAGCGGUGGUGGAAGAUCCCCGCGUGUUGCUUCUGGACAUGUGAUGUUUCUUCCCACACAUUACUAUUAUUUAAAGAUAGUUGAGCUGCAGAAAGUUAACUCCAUGUCACAUGAGACCGCCUACAUGACCUCUGUUGUCCUUUUAAUGGUUCAGUCAGACUUCAUGUACAGCUUAAAUAUAUAUCACAUUAUCAGAAAGUUACCCCAGGAUGAUGCUUCAAAUGGGCCUUAGCUAAAUCAAAGCAGAUUGCUCUUCAUCUUCUAUCCGUUUCUUAUUGCUACAUUGGAAUUCAGCAAAAAAAUGAUUUACAUUAUACAACCAUUGACAGAAAACUUGUACGGGUUCAACUGUUAAAAGAGACUCUCAUAUAGAUAGUAAUCGCUGCAUGCAGUCGUGUAAUAAUGAAACGAAAUGGCUUUUCCAGGCAAAAGUUGGCUACUUGACAUUCACUCUGCUCAUUAGUCGGUGCUGCUGAGCCACUUUUUCCACCGCAGUUCAAAUUAAUUCAAGAUGUUUUCAAUGUUAAUUCAAGAUGUUUUCAAUGGUAACACAGGAUUUAACGAAUUCCUUGGUUUGCUGCUAGUCCUCGUUACUAGAAACAGUCUGAAAAAAAAUCCACAACCUGUCUGACUAGCUCAGUUAUAUUCCUGCUUGACCAGUCAUUCUUGUCCUGUCUUUUUAACAUUCGUUUCAGCCUUUCUUUUCCUUAUCGUGGAGGUUCUCAGUUUAAAGGAACAUUGUGAGCUUUUAGUCAAACAGACACAUGAACUCACUUUGGCAGAACCUGUUCAAAACAAUUUUUGUUUUUGUAAUGUAUAAACAGUGUAUUGUUACUUAACAGGCAAUAUGUUGGGAGUAAUGUUCAAAAUGCACAAUUCUGCUUCAGGACUUUAUGUUGAGUUCCGACGCUCCUAUAUAUAAAAUACUUGUAUCUAUUUAAAGAACCAAUUUUAAACAUUAAACAUCUCAAGAGUUUUAUGUUCUUAAA
Labrus mixtus (cuckoo wrasse) is the source of this 2353-nucleotide messenger RNA. RefSeq names its product dihydrolipoyllysine-residue succinyltransferase component of 2-oxoglutarate dehydrogenase complex, mitochondrial-like. Gene Ontology annotation, biological process: tricarboxylic acid cycle. The transcript has 15 exons. Lineage: Eukaryota; Metazoa; Chordata; Actinopteri; Labriformes; Labridae. Bases 68 to 1408 code for a protein of 446 amino acids. Gene Ontology annotation, cellular component: oxoglutarate dehydrogenase complex. Gene Ontology annotation, molecular function: dihydrolipoyllysine-residue succinyltransferase activity. The record is from RefSeq and is a predicted model, not a curated record.